Messenger RNA from Rodentolepis nana, 480 nucleotides. The record is from the annotation of a GenBank genome assembly. Lineage: Eukaryota; Metazoa; Platyhelminthes; Cestoda; Cyclophyllidea; Hymenolepididae.
AUGCAGUUGGUUGAAGAUCCAGGCUUAGUGUUGGAGUACGUUGAUUCCAGUGAGUUUUACAAGGAGGCCAAAAGCACUGAUCCUCAAGAGAUUACAUUCUACUUAGUGGAACUCUUGAGUGCUCUCGACUCUUACCAUAGUCAUGUCAUCAUUCACCGAGAUAUCAAGAAUAGGAACAUUAUUAUUGAUAAAUACGACUUUUCUCUCAAUCUCUGGUCCCUCGGUUGCGUGUCUGCCAUGCUUGUCUUCAAGCAGAGCUUAUUUGCUGCAGACAGUGAGGGUCGAUCUCAGUUGGUGCAUUUCGUGGAGAAGUACCACCCUCCCUUAACUCACUCCUUCCAUGAUGUGGACACAGCCGAGGAGGGUGUUUCAUUGUCGAAGUUUGAAACCAAGGAGAAUUUAGCACUCACAAGCCCUCACUCUCUGAAUUUACUCCGACAUUUCCUUCAAUUAAUCUAUGUCAUUGAUGAAGGCGUUUGA